Molecule: messenger RNA, 2880 nt
Organism: Salvelinus sp. IW2-2015
Lineage: Eukaryota; Metazoa; Chordata; Actinopteri; Salmoniformes; Salmonidae
Product: cyclic AMP-dependent transcription factor ATF-6 beta
Biological process (GO): regulation of transcription by RNA polymerase II; endoplasmic reticulum unfolded protein response
Cellular component (GO): nucleus
Molecular function (GO): DNA-binding transcription factor activity, RNA polymerase II-specific; RNA polymerase II cis-regulatory region sequence-specific DNA binding
Source: RefSeq, a predicted model, not a curated record
UUCCGUGUAUGGAUGUAAUCAAAUGCGAGAUGGUGCUGUGGACCGAAUGGAUAUUAUGAAACAAAAUAAAUACAAUAUCUAAUGUUUCGAUGGACCCAAUCGCAAAUUGAAGCUUCAUUCGYUGUAAAAUCGAUUUCGCGGAUUUAUCUUUUUUGUUUGAUAUAAUUGAUCAGUGAUUACACCCCCCCAACAAACGUCUUUGGCUGUGUGGCUAUGACUACGGAUUUACUAUCUGAUUUGGAAAGUCGUUUCUUCGCUGAUAACCUUCUGACAAGCGAAGAYUGGGAUGCCUGUCUGUACCAGUGUGAGAGCAUGGAGGAGGGAGAGGACGGGGAGUACACGAGAGGACCGAAAUAUGAAACCUCGUUUGACAAYGAUCUCGUGCUGACUCUUGAUCCCGACAAUCCCACGUCGCCGUGGAGACACCUGGACGACAACCUUCUCACAGGGGACAGUCCCGUAUUGAAAGAUAAAAUGACCAUAACGCAGCCUUUGCCAGUGGACAUGUUGUUCCGGGUGAAGGCGGAGCCUCCCUCCCCUGCCUCCUCGCUGGCCUCAGACUGCUCCCUGACGUCACUCCCAGACUCACAGAUCACAGUGAAAGGGGAGAACCCGCCCACACCUCCUUAUAUGUUUGGAGAUGUGCUGUCGCCACCACUUGGCACAUGUGAAGUCACGGUGGCCUCCGCGCCACAGGCCCAACCACAGKCCCAUUUGCUCCCACAGCCACAGCAACACCAAACAGCAGCCAACAAUGGCAUCAACGCACUUGCCACAGUUCACCCCACUGCGGCCACCAUCAAAGCCAGUACCAUCCUGAGCAGUAAGCCUUCCAUCCAGCCCAGGCCUGUGUGUUUAGCGGCUCUCCCCGUCCCCCAGGCUCCCAGUCCAGCCAAGGCCCUCAUACUGCACAGCCUGCCUAGCAUGGACCAGAGCAGGCCUGUGGUGCUUUCCCAGUCUGUCUGUCUGGGGUCCACUCCAGCCAUCGUCAAAAUGGAGCCUGUCUCUCCCACCAUGCCUCACGGCCAUAGCCCCACAGCCCCAUUCCCCAGCAAACCCAUAGUCCCAGCGUCCUCUCUGCCAGGGAGCAAUGGCAUUGAUGUGAGUGUCUGUCAGUCACAUGUCAGUCAGUCAAUGAAGGUGAUGAAGAGGCAGCAGAGGAUGAUCAAGAACCGGGAGUCGGCGUGCCAGUCACGCAAGAAGAAGAAGGAGUACCUGCAGAACCUGGAGGGGCAGCUGAGGGAGGCGCAGCAGGAGAACGAGCGCCUCCGCAGGGAGAACCAGGCCCUGAGGGAGAGGCUUGUCGGGAAAGAGGGCAGUGAGUCUGGUAACAAUAAGAGGGCCGUCUGCGUCAUGGCAGUGCUACUAUUCAUGACMUUCAGUUUCGGCCCUGUCAGUAUCACAGACAGGAAGCUGGAGACGGGAUUACAGGAGGAGGUGGUGCCUCACGCAGGAAGACGUCUCCUGGAGUUUGAGACGGCUCAGGAACACAGCAGAGUGGAGGAAAGGAUGGAUCCUGAGGAGGAGGAGGAGGGAGGAGAGGAUGGGUGGAAGGGAGGAGAGGUGGAGAGGGAAUCCACCGAUUCRUACCAGUUUAGGAACCUGAGUGACGUGUUCAGCGACGUGAAGGAUUUGGUCCUGCAGGACAUCGACCGCUAUUUCACCUCCAAUGACUGCAGGCAGUUCAACCGUUCCGAGUCCCUCAGGCUGGCGGAUGAGCUGAGAGGAUGGGUUCACAGGCACCAGAUCGACAGGAAGAAGUCUGGAGGGAAGCCAAAGAUGGUGAAAAAAGCUAAAAUAGCGCAGAAAGCACAGCUAAGGAAGACGAACUUCUCCAGAUAUCUUCCCAUUCAGACCCAUCGUUCCAUCGAGAGUCAGAUACAAGUGUUCCCUGCCGGUGCCGAGAUCAGCUACAGUGACUUCAUGGACGCCAUCGACCGGCGUGAGGACACCUUCUACGUGGUCUCCUUCAGACGGGAUCACCUGCUGUUGCCUGCCAUCAGCCACAACAAGACCACACGGCCCAAAAUGUCUCUUGUGAUGCCGGCUAUGUCUGUCAACGAGAGUUUAUAUAACAAAUCCCAGGGGUAUGAGAUGAUGAUGCAGGUGGAUUGUGAGGUCAUGGACACCCGGAUCAUCCCCAUCAAAGCCUCCGCUGUUCCCCCGUCCCUCCGCGACCCCCCUCCUGCUCCCCCCGCCCACCAUCACCACAGCAACCACACCUCCCUCCGAGGCCGCCACCAUCCCCACACCGGCAGAGCGGAGUCUCCACGGCAACCCUUAGCUAUCAGAAGACGGGAGGCCGAGUAUUACAUCAGCCAGGGGGGCCAGGUUUGAGGUUAUUGAAGGUGAACAAUUGAGAGGGGGAUUAGAGGAGAAAGGAGAGGUAGCGGAAAACGGGACAGAGAGGGUAAUGGGAGAUCGAAUAGGUGAAGUUAGAUGGGGAGGAGAACUUAAUAAGGGAGAGUUGAAAGGUUGUAGGAGGCAAAUCUGUUAUGGWAUUACGGAGGCCAUCUGUACUAAUUGAAACGGAUGUUUAACAAUGACCUUACGGUGCCCCGAUGUUGAAACGUUGUCUCAGCAACUCAAAGCAAAUGUGUUUAUUCUACUGAAGACUCAAUAUACUAAUAGACCAAUGAGUAAUACCCACUUUGCGAACCUGUUCUGUUUUUAUAUUGAAGAAGUGAAAUAAAAUUUUAAGAAAAAAAUUAUUUAAACAAAGCAAACCUAAAAGGCUAUGCCAUCACCCACGUUAUAUAACCUCAUGCCACUUGACACCCUCUGUUAUUUAUAUAUUUUUUUACAUUCUAGGAUUAAAAGUUUACCAAUGGGCUCCUAACUAAAUAAUUUCUUAAUAUAUACUUUUUUUUUUUUUUUUUU